UUUCCCUCUGUAACACCUGAUAAGUUGGUGUUAGUAUUAGGAGAUCUUCACAUUCCGCACCGAUGCAACAGCCUUCCAGCUAAAUUCAAAAAACUGCUGGUUCCAGGAAAGAUCCAACACAUCCUCUGCACAGGAAACCUCUGCACCAAGGACACUUAUGACUACCUCAAGACUCUGGCUGGGGAUGUUCAUGUUGUGCGAGGGGACUUUGAUGAGAACCUGAAUUACCCUGAACAGAAAGUUGUAACUGUUGGACAAUUCAAAAUCGGGCUGAUUCAUGGCCAUCAGGUUAUUCCUUGGGGUGAUAUGGCCAGCCUGGCGUUGCUACAAAGGCAGUUUGAUGUGGACAUCUUGAUUUCAGGACAUACACACAAAUUUGAGGCAUUUGAACAUGAAAACAAAUUCUAUAUCAAUCCAGGAUCAGCUACAGGAGCUUAUCAUGCCUUAGAGAACAACAUCAUUCCUUCAUUUGUGCUGAUGGAUAUCCAAGCUUCUACUGUAGUUACGUAUGUUUAUCAGCUAAUUGGAGACGAUGUGAAAGUAGAAAGAAUUGAGUACAAGAAAUCUUGAAGUGUGCUUGCUUGUCUGCCGUUGUUACCAUCUUAUUCUGGAACUACAAGUUACUGAAAUACUUGAUUGCUAGUUUACAGUACCACAUUUAUUUGCUAACAGCUUAACAAUGUAGCUCAUUGGUCUCAACUUCAAACCAACGAUGUGUUUGCUUAUUUUCUCUUGUAUGAUUUGAUUUGUAAAAAUAUUCCAUUAACUGGGUUAAGUACUGUUCCCUAAUGUUGUAAUAAACUUUUUACUUCAUAGAAAAA
This is a messenger RNA of Tinamus guttatus (white-throated tinamou), 821 nucleotides long. The record is from RefSeq and is a predicted model, not a curated record. NCBI's taxonomy places the organism in Eukaryota, Metazoa, Chordata, Aves, Tinamiformes, Tinamidae.